Molecule: messenger RNA, 7427 nt
Organism: Eriocheir sinensis (Chinese mitten crab)
Lineage: Eukaryota; Metazoa; Arthropoda; Malacostraca; Decapoda; Varunidae
Product: homeobox protein Nkx-3.1-like
Exons: 3
Coding region: 1763-2863 (366 amino acids)
Biological process (GO): regulation of DNA-templated transcription
Molecular function (GO): DNA binding; DNA-binding transcription factor activity, RNA polymerase II-specific
Source: RefSeq, a predicted model, not a curated record
AGGAGAAACAAAUAGAUAAACAGGACACACUGAGAGACGAGAAAGGGACAGACAGGCAUCAGGACUCUUUAACUCAGCCUCCGCCACCGCGACGCCCACGAGGCCGAGGGCGUGCUGGCGGGCUGCUGUUUGUACUAGUUCACGAGUGCGUCGCCGUCGGGGACGAGGCGCUGAUGAAUUGCCUCCGUCCUGACUGAGAGGUGUUCAGCUCGCCAUUGAUUUUCUGUGACCUCAUAAUUGGUCAAGCUGCUCUAGUCUCGUAAUUAACUGAACACAAGCACUUCUUUAUUUUCCUUCCUUCCCCUUCCUUUCCCUCCUCAUUCAUUCUUCACUUCAACUCCCCUCCCUUCCUCCCUCUCCUCUCGCACCCCACACAAACACGCAUCGAUAGAUAUGUUGUUUACUUCCUCGCGCCACGCUGGCCCGUGCAUUGGAGGGCACUAAUUCAACACGACGCAGUGUGUGUGUGUAGUGCUUGAGUCACGGUCGAUCACUCAAACAAGGUUUACAUCAGCAAUGUCUGAGCUGAGUCAUCUCUUUCUGAACUUAUAUCUUCAGCAAGACUUGACCGACUUAGCCUCACGGCACAGGUUCAGCAGCCCUAGAAGGGCUGCGGACGCUCUGGGAGUUUCUGUCAUGUGGUCAGGCCCAAGUUCCUCUCGGCGCGGCGUGAUGACUUCCCUCUCCCUCCUAACGAAGCCGCGUGCCCCGCGAGUCAUUCAACGCACGGAACUCUGGGACUCAUACAGCCCGUACUCAUGAAGCACCGCGGCCCUGCGGGUUGCCUGGCCUGAUCGGGCUUUCGUUGGGUCCGUCGGCAGUGUGAGGGGCGGCACCGCGGCACGGCAGUAGCAUAGAAAAACUCGGGUAUAAAUACAUAUUUUAGGUAUAAGGAGCUGAGCAGCAGCAACACUGCCCCGGGGCCCAGCACGAGCGACGGGACAAUCAAGUAGGAAGCAGAAACAACAACAACAACAACAACAAAGCAGAACGACACGACUGGUCCGAUCAGCAGGAAUAGCAGCGGCAGCAAAGUAGGGGCCAUCCAUUGGCAGCAGCAGCAGAAGCAGCAGCAGCAGCAGGCCGGGCGGCGGGCUGUUUAUCUGCAAUAAUGAGGGCGGCGCCGCGGGGCGGGCGGCCUGGCCCUCCAUCACUCACAGGCCGUUACCACCGCCCGCCGCCCGCGGGCCGCCCGCCGGCCCAGGACCACCCGGACCACAGCCCACCCUAAUUUGACACCCGAGUGGCCCGCCCUGUUAGAAUAUCUCCAUUAACCCCGUCACUUCACUCCCUGAUUGAGCUAUUCAUGGUCUUCUUUGAUACGCCGGUCUCCCCUCCCCAUUGGCGAAUUGAUAAUCCUCAAGCCAGUGAGCGGGCAGGGCCGCCGCAGGCCACGCCCACCGCGGCUUCUUCGACGAAUGAUGUCGGGCUGUGGGCGGGCGCUGCCACGGUCCCGCCCAAUCACGUGUGUCGGCCUCCGUGUGUGGUUGGCGGGCGGCGCCCGUAGUCACUGGCGGGCGGCAAACAUCAAAGGCGGCCAUUAGGCGUGUGAAGGCGCUGCUCUGUCAUUAACCAGUCGACCAGUUGGCACAUCUUCAUCGGCGGCGCCGGACCCGAGUGAUUACUCUCCGCCUGAUGCGGCCAGCAUCAGUCUGUCGGUGACCAGCGCGAGGACCGGAGCAGUGGCCGAGUGGGCGGCGAGCAGCUGUGCGAGACUGAGUGUGGACCGCGCGAGGCAGGUCCUGCCGGCCAGUGCGGGGCGAUGGAGAUCCGGGUGGAGUGUGUGGCCGGGAUGGAGGACGGCGACUCGCCCGCCUCGCCCCGCGGCGAGCGGCCGCCCAGCCCUUGUGAGAGCGAGAUCAGCGUGGGCUGCGAGGCAGAGGCGCGGCAGCCCCAGCCCUCGCCCAUGGACAUGACCACCCACGCCGACACUUCCACUGAGGACGAGGAAACGGAGCCUCGCUCACCCUCCACUUCGCGGGGGGCGCCUUCCCCCACGCUUUCCUCAGGCUCCCUCCACACAGAGUCCUUCACCUACCUCUCCGACGACGAAUACUUCAGGCCGCUGAAGAGGCUGGCCAUGUCCGGCACCUCGCCGCCGCCGCCCCGCGAGCCCCUUUCACCUCAGCAGGACGCCGAGCCCAAGGCGUCCUCUCCCUCACCCUCGCCAGAGCCACAAGACGCACAGGAGCAGCAGGAGGCCGGGGCACUGGCCGGCCGGGGGGAACUGGGCGGCGGCGACCAGAAACAGGCGGCGGGGCUUCGGUCUUUCUCCAUACUCGACAUCCUCUCCUACAAGCCCUCCCGCCGAAAGUCCUCCAUCCCCGUGAAGAUCGUGCGGCCCUGGGACACGCGGGAGGAGGCGGCAGCCGAGACGCACACGAAGGCUGCCGGCCAGAGCGAGAAGAAGGGCGGCGCCAACGACAAGGGCAGCGCGCUGGACGCCCUCUUCAAGAUGACCAAUAAGACGCUCGACAACCUCAACAAGGACGAGAAGACAGACGCGGUCAACCUCUUCAACAACAGACAGCCGCCCAAGAAGAAGAGGAAGAGCCGCACCGCCUUCACCAACCACCAGAUCUUCGAGUUGGAGAAGCGAUUCCUCUACCAGAAGUACCUCUCGCCCGCGGACAGGGACGAGCUUGCGCAGACCCUCGGCCUAAGCAAUGCACAGGUGAUCACGUGGUUCCAGAACAGGCGCGCCAAGCUCAAGCGGGACAUGGAGGAGCUGAAGCGGGACGUCGAGUGCACUAAAGUCAUCUCCACCAACAAGAGUCUUCUGGAGGCGUCAGUCAACGUGGCGGCGCUGCUCAAGGUCAAGGACUUCCCCAGGAUACCCAUCACGUCCCUCCCCCAGCACUAGGGUCACGCCCCUCCCGUCGCCCACCCCGGGGAGGUCCUGGCGCGUUUGGGGCUCCGCUCUGACGCGUUCUCGGGCCACCGCCGCACCCCAGGGGACGACGGGAGUGAGAAAGCGCCUGUCCGUCUGGUGUUUCCUCACGGUGACGAGUAUUGACUGACGGAGGGACGAAGGGAGAGAGGGGGAGAAAGAUACAGAGAACCGCGUGUUUGGUGACGUGUCAUUGAGGUAAAGAAAGGAAGCAAGACGUGUUAGCCCGAACAUAGACGGUAGCAAAGAUAAGAACUACAAGGAAGCGUCUAUCCCUCUGCCGUGUCCUCCGCGGUGACGAAUUCUUACACUGACGGAGGAAGAGUCGCAGGUUAGUGAAGCUCCGUUACGACAAAGAAAGGAAACAGGACACGUGCUGGGCCGACAUGGGCGGCGGCAAAGCAUAAGAGAAUUCUAACUCACGGAGGAAGAGUCGUUUAGUGAAGCUCCGUUAAGAUAAAGGAAGGAAACAGGACACGUGCUGGGCCGACAUGGGCGGCGGCAAAGCAUAAGAGAAUUCUAACUCACGGAGGAAGAGUCGUUUAGUGAAGCUCCGUUAAGAUAAAGGAAGGAAGGAAACAAGGCACGUGUUGGCUUGACAGGGACGGUGACACUGCAUACGGGACGCGACGAGGCGGGUGCGUCUGUGUCUCUGUGUCCCUGUCUGUGUUGUCUGUCUGUCUGUCUGUCUCUCGAAGUGGCGGCGAGGGACAGGAGUGAUAUGCCUGUCCUUCCUACCUUCCUUCCUCCGUCUCUUUAAUAUGGACUUAUGCAGGGACGGGAGGGAAGAACGGAGGGAAAAAUGAGGAGGAGAGGAAGUGAAGUGGCGUGUCCUUCCGCCGAAUAUAAACAAAAGGCGGCAAAAGAUGAAGUGAUAAAAGGAAGAUAACGAAGAAAAGGGAGACAAGGAAACGAGGAAUCUAGUGACAGUUUAAUAAUAAGUCGAGUAAAUACUGGAAGACAAACAUGAGAUAAGGAGAGUGAGAUAACUAAGUACAUAUUCAGAAUUAAAAAAAAAAGAGAGGAAGUAAUUCUAUGUUUCGAAUCAUUAAACACACACACACACACAAACAAACACACACACAUAACACCUCUCGCUUCCCGUCUGAUUAUUCUUUAGACAGGAAAGUGACAGAGGAGGAGAGAGCUGUGACCUCCCUUUGCGUCCCGUCACUUGGAGGGUUGAGAAAAGACCGGCUGAUAAAACUUCGACUUCCUUUACUUUUCCUCUCCCGCUAAUCCCGAACGAACGCCGACGGUGGUGAAAGGGACGGGAAAAGGGACGGUGAAAAAGAGACAGUGUAAGACAGAACGUGAUGAGCUGUGAUGCGCCAGUGAUGAGUGAGAUUUGAUGAUGAUGAGGAGGACUAGCGGAAAAUGGUGAAACAAAUACUUGAAAAUAAGAGUGUUUUGUCGACUCGUUUUCUGAUCUACCUCCCUUUAUAUUAUUUCUUCCUCUUUCUCUUUUUUUCUGUCUCCAGCUAAACUACUGUCCGCCUUAGUCACUGCUUCCUCUUUCUCUCCCUUUCUUCUCCUCUUCCUCCUCUUGAUAAAAAAAAAGCCGGGAUUUGUUACACCGAUAUCUGUAUUAUUAUUGAUAUGUUCAGUUACCUCUUAGUAUAUUAUGGCUGCCAGUAUCACCUCCUUUAUCACUUUCCCUAACUCAUUAAACAUAUACGAAGAGAACGCUUACAUACGCUUUACAUCAGUUCAGUGAAGAGAAACGUAAAGACAACUUGACAUCCACAACGCAUAGGUAAAAUCUAAUAUGUUCAGUUACCUCUUCAUAUUGCUAUCGGUCUGAACUCCAAUGUCACUUUCCUUUUCAUUAUUACACAUAGGGAUAAUACUAACUCUUUUACACGCUUUACAUUAGUUCAGUAAAGAGUAACGUCAACACAAGACCAUUGCCUUCUACAACAACCCAACUACAACACAGCUACUUACUUUUAAAUUAUUACACAUACGUACAACAUAUUUUUUUUGCACACUUCACAUCAGUUCAGUAAAGCGUAACGUAACGAUCAUCAGCUCCACAACGCCGCAACGCUAUUAAUGACCAAACGCGAGUGGAAACAAGAUGAACGAACACUGCAAUCACUUCUCUGUUUAAGCACUCUAUUUGCAAACGGGGGAGAGAGUCUGCUGCAUCUGUGUCUCCGCUCCAUCCAUAGACAAUUUAGCAUGUAAUGAUCUGUUGGAUUACUUCCUUAACGACCUACAUCAGUACCUGUGUUUGUUUUAUGUUAUUAGUUGAGGCUUAAUUACCUCUGUCUCACCUGUCCCCCCUCCCUCCCUCUCUCUCAUUAGUGCUUACAGGGAAGGGGGACAAGUGUUACGUGCACCUGUUUACACCUGGAGGAGAAAGAGGGUAGUUCUCUCUCUCACCUCUCUUUACCUCCCUCUCUCUCUCUCUGCCUCUAUCUCCCUUCUAUAUACAUUUACCUUUCUCUACCUCUCGCUUCCCUCACCUCAGUCUCUCUCUCUACAAAUCUCUGUUUACCUUUCCUCCUCUUUCUCUACAUUUCUCAACCUCAGCCUCUUCAUCUAAUUCCAUCUCUACCUGUCUAUACCUAUUUUUCUUUCUCUUUCUCUACCUCUCUUUACUCCUUUCUUUACCUCUCUCUCUCUCUCUCCACUUCAGCCUCUCUUUCUCCUUCUCCCUACCUGGCUACGCUUACCUCUCUAAUUCUACCUCUCUCUUUUUCCUCUCUUUCUCUUUCUCCUUUCUCUCUACCUGGCUACGCUUACCUCUCUCUUUUCCACUCUUUCUCUUUCUCCUCCUUCCUGCGUCCAUCCCCUGCCUCCUUCCCUUCCCUUCCCGCUUCGGUCUGUGUACUGUUGUUUCUUCACAAUACACACACACGAGAUAGAGCCCGGUACUAUUUAUAAUCGUCGCGUGAUACCUGUCUAUACCUUUCUACGAUGAGCCUGUACAAUAUCCCUUCCUUGUAAAGAGCGACAGAACUAUCUCUAUAUAUAUUAGCGUAGCGUUCGUAUUCCCGUGAGACCGAUACCUUAUAGCGAUGGAGUUUAGGCCAAAAAUAAAACCAAUAAAAAACACUAUUACCGGUUUAUUGAUAAUUAUAUGGAGGCGAUCGUCGAGUCAUUAGUGUAAUCGUGCAGGGUGUGAUCGACAUUUUGUACGCAGGUUUCUAUUUAGUACUCACAUCAAGGGGAAUAUAUGACAACUCAGGAACUUUGGACUGAGGUAAUAUAUGGACUUCAGAUACGUAAAUAAUUAGGGUAAAAAGAUGCAUUAAAGUGAGCUAAAACACUGUGCUAAAAAAUAAAGAGCUGAAAAAUGGGCUGAAAAUUGGGCUGUAAAUGGGCUAAAAAUUGGGCUAAAAAUUGGUUUAAAAAUAUUGGGGUGAAAAACUGCCUGAGAAAAAAAAUAUUGGGCUAGAAAAUUGGACUUAAAAUUCACAAACACUGACCUGAAAAAAAGCAGACAAAAACUUUGGGCUAAAAAAGAAAAAAAAAUACAUUAGGCCUACUCUGAAGUGUAUAUAAAAAUUUGCAAAAAAGGAUUCAUAUAAACAUCCAUUACUUAUAAUAUUUUCUCUAUCUUUAUCACUAUUAAUUUUUUCACUAGUUUCUUUUUUUGUUCUUUUUUUUUGCUUAUAUGAGUACUAAUAGGGACGAUGCGUACAAACUGGCGAACACACCCUUGAAGAGACCCGCGCAAGUCAGGUCUUUCGCGUACUUGUCUCUGUGAGGCAGCCCUGUGGUUACCCCCCCCCCUCCACACCUCUCUCUCUCUCUCUCUCUCUCUCUCUCUCUCUCUCUCUCUCUCUCUCUCUCUCUCUCUCUCUCUCUCUCUCUCUCUCUCUCUCUCUCUCUCUCUCUCUCUCUCUCUGUCCUCCAUUUUGCUCUCAUCUCCUCCUCCUCCUCCUCCUCCUCCUCCUCUUCUUCUUCUUCCUGUGACAUCAUCUCUAUAGUAUGUAAGCUGUUGGUAUCUAUCGCUUUCUCUAUCUAUUUAUCUAUCUAUCUUUCAUUAAUCAUAUUUUUUCUUUUUUUCUUUCUCUCUUUCUUGCCACCUCAUAUAGUCAUGGUGUGUGUGUGUGUGUGUGUGUGUGUGUGUGUGUGUGUGUGUGUGUGUUUCUAAACUGAGAGCAGGACACACAAACAUGGGGACAGCAGAAUCGUAUCCAAGCAGUCACACACACACACACACACACACACACACACACACACACACACACACACACACUCUCUCGAUUUCAGCAUUACUUCGCCUUAAUUUUCCCUAUUCAAACUCAUCCUUAUUUACCAAAAGCUCAGAAAAUAUCUCACAUACUAUAAAUAUUCCUACUCUCUAUAUCUUUCUUUUUCUUCCAAUUUCCUUCCACUUCUUUUUGUAUUCUUAUCAUUACUGUUAUCAUUAUCAUUAUUAUUAUCAUUAUUAUUAUUAUUUCGAUGUACAAAGUGUAAAGGUGUGUUUAUAUAGCACGAGAAACGUUGUAUAUAUUGUAUGUUAUGUGAAUAUGUGUACGGACGUAAUUUCAUUCGUGUAGAAACAAUAAAAAAAUGAAAC